UUGAGCGCCAUCGGCAACCACGCCAUCGAACAACUCACCAGUCGCAAUCGCGACCGCGAGGAGGGCCUGUCGGUAUCCCGCGAGGUGAUCCGCCUUUCCGCCAACGCCAUCCGCGCUGUCCAUCGCGCCGACUUCGACGAGGCCGCACGACUUAUCGGAUCCGCGGAAUCACGCCUGCAGGACUCAGAGCAUAUCCGCGCCGACAGUCCGCUCAUCUACAACGCGGGGUUUAUGAACGACGCCCGCAAGGAGUUCACCGAGGCCAACAUCACCCUGGCGGUCAUCUCCGGCAAUGACAUACCUUCCGCCGAGGACCUGGGCAUAGAUCCGCCCGCCUACCUCAAUGGGAUGGCCGAGGUCAUCGGAGAACUGCGCCGCUACAUCCUCGACGGCCUGCGCAAGGACAGCAUAGGGCGGUGCGAGGAGCUUAUGGAAGUCAUGGACGAAAUCUAUGGCGUACUGGUCACCGUGGACUUCCCCGAGGCAGUCACGGGUGGCCUGCGCCAUACCACCGACGCCAUGCGCGCCGUGCUUGAGCGCACCCGCGGCGACCUGACCAUCGCCCUGCGCCAGCGGGCCCUGGAAGCGCAACUGACAGCCUGGCGGGAAUGGAGCGACCGCCGCUGA
Messenger RNA from Geodia barretti, 627 nucleotides. Lineage: Eukaryota; Metazoa; Porifera; Demospongiae; Tetractinellida; Geodiidae. The record is from the annotation of a GenBank genome assembly.